AUGAGAGACUAUAAAGUAGUGGUAUUGGGUGCUGGUGGGGUAGGAAAAUCCUCAAUUACUGUUCAAUUCGUACAAGGUGUGUAUGUUGAAAGUUACGAUCCCACAAUUGAAGAUUCAUACAGAAAACAGAUUGAAGUUGAUGGAAGAGCCUGUGAUUUGGAAAUCUUGGAUACCGCAGGUGUGGCUCAAUUCACUUCCAUGAGAGAAUUAUAUAUCAAAAGUGGUAAAGGAUUUUUAUUGGUUUAUUCAGUGACUGACGAAAACUCACUUAAAGAAUUAUUAGCUCUACGUGAACAAGUAUUAAGAAUUAAAGAUAGUGAAAAUGUACCAAUGGUAUUAGUGGGUAAUAAAUGUGAUUUAGAAGAUGAUCGUGUUUUAAGUAUAGAAGAUGGGGUCAAAGUUAGUCAGGAUUGGGGAUUAGUUCCAUUUUACGAAACUAGUGCCAUGUAUAAAACAAAUGUUGAUGAAGCAUUUAUUGAUGUUGUUAGACAAAUAAUGAGAAAAGAAGCUGCCAUAAGUGCUGAAAAGAAGCAACAGAAGGAAUUACAAAAACAACAACAACAACAGCAACAAGAAGAAGAGCAGAAACAACAGUCAGCAGGUGGUAAUAAUGCCACAAAUUUCGCUCAAAAAACAGCCACAUCUACUAAUAAUAAUACAAAUGUUAAUGCUAGAAAUAAACAAUCAAAUACUGACACAGCAAAGUCAAGCUCCGGUAGCAAGUGUUGUACAAUAAUGUGA
Candida tropicalis MYA-3404 is the source of this 741-nucleotide messenger RNA. It is a transcript of the gene RSR1, whose product is annotated as Ras family GTPase. NCBI's taxonomy places the organism in Eukaryota, Fungi, Ascomycota, Pichiomycetes, Serinales, Debaryomycetaceae. The transcript is spliced from 2 exons. Gene Ontology annotation, molecular function: GDP binding; GTP binding; GTPase activity. The record is from RefSeq and is a predicted model, not a curated record. Gene Ontology annotation, biological process: signal transduction. The coding region runs from base 1 to 741 and encodes 246 amino acids. Gene Ontology annotation, cellular component: plasma membrane.